CGGUGCGGGCGAUGACGUGUAGGCCCGCGCCGGCUCAGCGCCUUCACUCCUUGCCGGGUCUGUGCGUCUGUCCCCUCGGAGGGGCAGCCCUCGCGUGUGGUUCCCGGUGACUGGGAGUGACCUCAGAAGGGCCCGCGUGGGGCGCGGAGGAGAGGGGACGCGCAGCUGCCCACCGGCAUCCUCGUCCCGGCCCUCCGCUCCCCACCAGACGUGGGAAGUAGAGAUAAAACCGAAAGGGAGGGAGGCGCGGAGGCAGGAGCGGGCGGAGUGAUGGGAACCGCGUGAGCGCGGCCAAGAGUUUCAGGUUUCUCAUUGCAGGGAUCACUGAUUGAGAAAUAGAUGGCUUUGCCUCGCCUCACAGGAGCCUUGCGCUCCUUUUCAAAUGUUACCAAGCAAGAUAAUUAUAGUGAAGAAGUGGCUGACUUAAAGCUAAAGCGAUCCAAACUUCAUGAACAAGUUUUAGAUUUGGGACCGACAUGGAAGAAUAUAGUAACAUUUUUGAAUGAAAACCUGGAGAAGAGUGAAAUGCAAAGUAUAAAUGAAGACUUAAAAGACAUAUUACAAGCUGCAAAACAAAUAGUUGGAACAGAUAAUGGGAGAGAAGCAAUUGAAAGUGGGGCUGCAUUUCUGUUUAUGACAUUUCACUUGACGGAUUCUGUUGGUCACAUGGAGACAAAGGCUAUCAAACAGAUGUUUGGUCCCUUUCCAUCAUCAUCUGCUACUACAGCUUGUAAUGCCACUAAUCGAAUCAUUUCUCAUUUUAAUCAAGAUGAUCUUACUGCUCUUGUCCAGAAGACAGAAAAGGAAUCUAGUGAUACAGUAUUUUUUGGUAAAAAUUUAGCAUUUUCAUUUGACAUGCAUGAUCUGGACCACUUUGAUGAACUGCCAAUAAAUGGUGAAGCCCAGAAAACUAUAAGCCUAGAUUACAGAAAGUUUCUGAAUGAACAUUUUCAGGAGCAUUCCACCCCAGAGCUCAAGCCUGUGGAAAAAACAAAUGGCUCCUUUUUGUGGUGUGAAGUUGAAAAGUACUUAAAUGCAACUUUGAAGGAAAUGACUGAAGCACCAAGAAUAGAAGAUCUUUGCUGUACUUUGUAUGACAUGCUUGCUUCUGUUAAGAGUGGUGACGAACUUCAGGAUGAGUUAUUUGAAUUGCUUGGACCUGAAGGACUUGAUCUUAUUGAGAAACUUCUCCAGAACAGAAUUACAAUUGUGGAUCGAUUUCUUAAUUCUUCAAAUGAUCAUAAGAUUCAAGCUCUUCAAGACAAUUGCAAAAAAGUUCUAGGAGAGAAUACCAAACCUAAUUAUGGUUGUCAAGUCACUAUUCAGUCCGAACAAGAAAAGCAGUUAAUGAAACAAUAUCGACGUGAAGAAAAACGAAUUGCCAGACGAGAAAAAAAGACUGGAGAAGAUGGAGAAGUUUCUGGAGAAGGACUUAUGGGCUUUGAUCCUAAGGAAUUGCGAAUACACAGAGAGCAGGCACUUCUGAAUGCUAGAAGUGUUCCAAUUCUCAGCAGGCAGAGAGACAUGGACAUUGAAAAAAUUCAUUAUCCCCAUGUUUAUGAUUCCCAGGCUGAAGCCAGGAAAACAUCAGCAUUCAUUGCUGGUGCAAAGAUGAUUUUACCAGAAGGAAUCCAAAGAGAGAAUAACAAGCUUUAUGAAGAAGUAAGGAUUCCCUAUAGUGAACCAAUGCCAAUUGGCUUAGAGGAGAAGCCAGUUUAUAUCCAAGACUUAGAUGAGAUUGGACAGUUGGCUUUUAAAGGAAUGAGGAGACUUAACAGAAUUCAGUCAAUAGUAUUUGAGACGGCCUACAACACCAAUGAGAACAUGUUGAUUUGUGCCCCUACUGGAGCUGGAAAGACCAAUAUUGCAAUGCUUACAGUCUUACAUGAAAUUCGCCAACAUUUUCAACAAGGUGUUAUCAAAAAGAAUGAAUUUAAGAUUGUAUAUGUUGCUCCAAUGAAAGCCUUGGCAGCUGAAAUGACAAAUUACUUCAGUAAACGUCUAGAGCCACUGGGUAUCAUUGUGAAAGAAUUGACUGGUGAUAUGCAGUUGUCAAAAAAUGAAAUUUUACGAACUCAGAUGCUUGUUACCACACCAGAAAAAUGGGAUGUAGUGACAAGAAAGAGUGUUGGGGAUGUUGCUCUUUCCCAAAUUGUAAAACUCCUUAUUCUUGAUGAAGUUCAUUUGCUGCAUGAAGAUAGAGGACCAGUAUUAGAAAGCAUAGUUGCACGUACUUUACGGCAGGUUGAAUCCACACAGAGUAUGAUAAGGAUACUUGGACUGUCUGCAACCUUACCCAACUACCUUGAUGUUGCUACAUUUUUACAUGUUAAUCCCUACAUUGGACUUUUCUACUUUGAUGGCCGUUUUCGUCCAGUACCUCUUGGACAGACGUUUUUGGGGAUUAAAAGUGCAAAUAAGAUGCAGCAGUUGAAUAACAUGGAUGAAGUAUGCUAUGAAAGUGUUUUGAAGCAAGUAAAAGCUGGACACCAGGUGAUGGUGUUUGUACAUGCUCGAAAUGCCACUGUAAGAACAGCUAUGUCUCUUAUAGAAAGAGCAAAAAAUUGUGGCCAGAUAUCCUGCUUUUUACCUACCCAAGGACCUGAAUAUGGACAUGCAGAAAAACAGGUGCAAAAGUCAAGAAAUAAGCAAGUACGAGAGUUAUUCCCAGAUGGUUUUAGUAUUCAUCAUGCAGGAAUGCUUCGGCAGGACAGAAAUUUAGUUGAAAACUUGUUUUCCAAUGGUCAUAUCAAAGUCCUAGUCUGUACAGCUACGUUAGCCUGGGGUGUCAAUCUCCCUGCUCACGCUGUUAUUAUUAAGGGAACACAAAUAUAUGCUGCAAAAAGAGGCUCCUUUGUUGACCUUGGAAUUUUAGAUGUCAUGCAGAUAUUUGGCCGAGCUGGACGACCACAAUUUGACAAAUUUGGGGAAGGAGUCAUUAUAACAACACAUGAUAAACUCAGCCAUUACCUCACUCUCCUCACUCAACAAAACCCAAUUGAGAGUCAGUUUCUGGAAAGUCUUGCAGAUAACCUAAAUGCAGAGAUUGCUCUGGGAACAGUCACAAACGUGGAAGAAGCAGUAAAGUGGAUAAGUUACACUUACCUUUAUGUACGGAUGAGAGCAAAUCCAUUAGUGUAUGGCAUCAGUCACAAAGCUUAUCAGAUUGACCCAACAUUAAGAAAGCAUCGAGAACAGUUAGUCAUUGAAGUUGGACGAAAACUAGACAAAGCUCAGAUGAUUCGUUUUGAAGAGAGAACUGGUUAUUUUUCCUCAACGGAUUUGGGUAGAACUGCCAGCCACUAUUAUAUUAAAUACAAUACCAUUGAGACCUUUAAUGAACUCUUCGAUGCUCACAAAACAGAAGGUGACAUAUUUGCGAUAGUCUCCAAAGCCGAAGAAUUUGAUCAGAUCAAGGUCAGAGAAGAAGAAAUAGAGGAGUUAGAUGCUCUAUUAAACAAUUUUUGUGAACUCUCAGCUCCUGGAGGUGUAGAAAAUAGUUAUGGGAAAAUAAACAUCUUACUUCAAACUUACAUCAGCCGAGGAGAGAUGGAUAGUUUCUCCCUUAUAUCAGAUUCUGCAUAUGUUGCACAGGUAAGAAUCUUACUCCCCAUUUUCUCUUCUUUGUUUAUCUCUAGAGACCAAGGAAUUAAUUCUGUUAUCCUGACUGGGGGUGAAAUGUUACCACCACACAUUCUAACAAGAUUAGAAGAAAAAAAUCUUACUGUAGAUAAGCUGAAAGAUAUGAGGAAAGAUGAAAUAGGUCACAUUUUGCAUCAUGUGAAUAUUGGACUGAAGGUCAAACAAUGUGUUCAUCAGAUUCCUUCUGUUAUGAUGGAAGCAUCCAUUCAGCCUAUCACACGGACUGUCCUCCGAGUGACACUCAGCAUCUACCCUGAUUUUACAUGGAAUGAUCAGGUCCAUGGGACAGUAGGAGAACCCUGGUGGAUUUGGGUGGAAGAUCCUACAAAUGAUCAUAUUUAUCAUUCAGAGUAUUUUCUAGCUCUUAAAAAACAGGUCAUUAGUAAAGAAGCUCAACUACUGGUAUUUACAAUCCCUAUUUUUGAACCUUUGCCUUCCCAAUACUAUAUCCGAGCAGUUUCUGAUAGAUGGUUAGGAGCGGAGGCUGUUUGUAUUAUCAACUUCCAACAUCUGAUUCUACCAGAGAGGCAUCCGCCCCAUACAGAAUUACUGGAUCUUCAGCCUUUGCCAAUUACGGCUUUGGGAUGUAAAGCAUAUGAAGCCCUGUACAACUUCAGCCACUUUAACCCUGUGCAGACACAGAUAUUUCAUACACUGUAUCACACAGACUGUAAUGUCCUACUUGGAGCACCCACUGGAUCAGGAAAGACUGUUGCAGCUGAAUUAGCUAUUUUCAGAGUCUUCAACAAGUAUCCCUCCUCAAAGGCGGUUUAUAUUGCACCCCUAAAAGCCCUAGUUCGUGAAAGAAUGGAUGACUGGAAGGUUAGAAUAGAAGAAAAACUUGGUAAAAAAGUUAUUGAACUAACAGGGGAUGUGACUCCUGAUAUGAAAUCCAUUGCCCAGGCUGACCUUAUUGUCACUACACCAGAAAAGUGGGAUGGAGUCAGCAGAAGCUGGCAAAAUAGGAACUAUGUUCAGCAAGUUACUAUUCUCAUCAUAGAUGAAAUUCAUCUGCUUGGGGAAGAAAGAGGUCCUGUUCUAGAAGUCAUUGUAUCUCGAACAAAUUUUAUCUCCUCACACACAGAAAAGCCUGUUAGGAUAGUUGGACUGUCUACAGCAUUAGCUAAUGCCAGAGACCUUGCUGACUGGCUAAAUAUUAAGCAGAUGGGCUUGUUCAACUUCCGACCAUCAGUACGCCCUGUUCCACUGGAAGUUCACAUUCAAGGCUUCCCAGGUCAACAUUACUGUCCCCGCAUGGCAAGUAUGAACAAGCCUGCAUUUCAGGCAAUUAGAAGUCAUUCUCCAGCCAAACCUGUUUUGAUAUUUGUCUCAUCAAGACGUCAGACUAGACUUACUGCUUUGGAAUUGAUAGCCUUUCUGGCUACUGAAGAAGAUCCAAAGCAGUGGUUGAACAUGGAUGAAAGAGAAAUGGAAAACAUCAUUGGAACAGUACGAGAUUCCAACCUGAAGUUGACACUUGCUUUUGGAAUAGGAAUGCAUCAUGCUGGCCUCCAUGAAAGGGACCGAAAAACAGUAGAGGAACUAUUUGUGAACUGUAAAGUUCAGGUUCUUAUUGCUACAAGCACGUUAGCCUGGGGUGUAAACUUUCCAGCUCAUUUAGUAAUUAUUAAAGGAACAGAAUAUUAUGAUGGAAAAACAAGACGUUAUGUGGAUUUUCCCAUUACAGAUGUGCUCCAGAUGAUGGGAAGGGCUGGGCGCCCUCAGUUUGAUGACCAAGGCAAAGCUGUAAUUCUGGUUCAUGAUAUUAAAAAAGACUUUUACAAAAAAUUUCUGUAUGAACCUUUCCCGGUAGAGUCAAGCUUAUUAGGAGUGCUAUCUGACCACUUAAAUGCAGAGAUCGCUGGUGGUACAAUAACAUCUAAGCAAGAUGCAAUGGACUAUAUCACCUGGACUUACUUUUUCCGACGUCUUAUCAUGAAUCCCAGCUACUACAAUUUAGGUGAUGUGAGCCAUGAUUCUGUAAACAAGUUUCUGUCCCAUCUGAUUGAAAAGUCCCUGGUUGAGUUGGAACUUUCCUACUGUAUUGAAAUUGGAGAGGAUAAUCGGAGCAUUGAGCCUCUCACAUACGGCCGAAUUGCCUCCUAUUACUAUUUGAAGCACCAAACCGUUAAAAUGUUCAAGGACCGUUUGAAACCUGAAUGCACUAUUGAAGAAUUGCUGUCAAUUCUGAGUGAUGCAGAAGAAUACACAGAUUUGCCAGUAAGACACAAUGAAGAUCAUAUGAACAGUGAAUUGGCAAAAUGUCUUCCUGUUGAAUUAAAUCCCCAUUCAUUUGACAGCCCUCACACCAAAGCCCAUCUCCUGCUUCAGGCACACCUCAGUCGAGCCAUGCUGCCCUGCCCAGAUUAUGACACUGACACCAAAACAGUCUUGGACCAAGCUCUCAGAGUAUGUCAGGCAAUGUUGGAUGUGGCUGCAAACCAAGGUUGGCUGGUGACUGCCCUGAAUAUCACCAACCUGGUUCAGAUGUUGAUCCAGGGUAGGUGGUUAAAAGAUUCUUCUCUUCUUACACUACCAAACAUAGAACAGCACCAUCUUCACCUUUUCAGGAAAUGGAAACCAGUUAUAAAGUGCUCACGUGCUAGGUGCCGAACCUCCAUUGAGUGCCUUCCUGAACUGAUUCAUGCCUGUGGAGGGAAAGACCAUAUAUUCAGCUCCAUGGUCGAGAAGGAGCUACUGGCCACCAAAACAAAGCAGGCAUGGAAUUUUUUAUCUCGUUUGCCAGUGAUAGAUGUUGGCAUAAGUGUUAAAGGCUCAUGGGAUGACUUAGCUGAAGGACACAAUGAACUCUCUGUCUCAACUCUGACUGCAGACAAACGAGAUGACAACAAAUGGAUCAAAUUGCAUGCUGAUCAGGAGUAUGUGCUCCAAGUCAGCUUGCAGAGAGUCCACUUUGGGUUCCACAAGGGAAAGCAAGAGAGCUCUGCAGUUACCCCUCGAUUUCCCAAAUCAAAAGAUGAAGGAUGGUUCUUGAUAUUAGGAGAAGUGGACAAGAGAGAACUUAUUGCUUUAAAACGAGUAGGAUAUGUUCGAAAUCAUCACAUUGCUUCCCUUUCUUUUUUCACCCCUGAAAUACCCGGAAGGUAUAUCUUCACUCUCUAUCUCAUGAGUGACUGCUACCUUGGUCUGGACCAGCAGUAUGACAUUUACCUCAACGUCACACAAGCAAGCAUUUCCAUGCAGGUCAACACAGAGGUCUCUGAUGCCUUCACUGACCUGGCAAUAAAAUAACCUGACCCAAACAAUGCAUUUGAAAGAAUUUGUUAAGGAAUCUAGCUGUUCAGUCAUCUGGACAAAGUUGAAUUACUUGAUGUUUGCCUUGACAGAAUCAACUCCUACCUAACCUCAAGACAUCCAGGAAAUUAACAGUGGCUGCAGUAUUAACUCCAGCGACACCAAGUUAGCCACAGUGGCCUUUUAACAAAUGUUGCCUUUUAUAAUAUUGUCUUCUUUCUUUACAUGUAAAAUGAAUGAGCAUGUAGAAUAAUCUUAUAAUUUGUGUAUAUUUGAGGUUAUAUGAGUUAUCAAUCAAAUUUUACAUCUCAUAAUGUACUGUUUACAUGAAUACUGGUUUUUCCUUUUUUUAAGACAAACUACAUUGAGGUGUGACCAUGUUAGGAUUUUAACUUUGCAUCAUAAAAUGUAUAAAUCUAUGAGGUGAUAUAUACAGUGUGUCUUGUGAGCAAAAUUUAUACUUUGAUCUGAUCACAAUGAAAUGAUUUCAAGAAUUUCUUAUAAAUGUUAAUAAUAUAUGAUGUAAAAUUAUAUUACAGAGUCCAAUGACAAUUAAAAAAAGAGAAAAGAAUAUACUGAUCUUAGAAAAUGAAGAUAUAAUACUGGUGGAAAUAAAAUAUAUAGAGUGCCACUUCAA
Molecule: messenger RNA, 7534 nt
Organism: Ictidomys tridecemlineatus (thirteen-lined ground squirrel)
Lineage: Eukaryota; Metazoa; Chordata; Mammalia; Rodentia; Sciuridae
Source: RefSeq, a predicted model, not a curated record